This is a messenger RNA of Sipha flava (yellow sugarcane aphid), 1709 nucleotides long. RefSeq lists its product as uncharacterized. The transcript is spliced from 8 exons. Bases 314 to 1639 code for a protein of 441 amino acids. The record is from RefSeq and is a predicted model, not a curated record. Lineage: Eukaryota; Metazoa; Arthropoda; Insecta; Hemiptera; Aphididae.
GUUGCGUGUCGCGUUAGUUUCGUUUUUCGGUUGUCCUCAGUGUUUCACGGCAGCUCGUUGCUAUUCGUCUUGUGCCUUCCGUUUGCUUAACAGGUAUUGCACGGUAAUCUUGUUAAGUUCAGUUUAAUGUUUGUCUGUUAAACGCGACGCAAAUAAUGCGUUUAUACACUCGUAAAACGCGUGCAAUGGAAAUUGUUUACUUCGAUCAGAAUAUUAUUAUGUAAACGUUGUGCAGAGUACUUGAAUUCACCCGGACGCAUUGCGGGCGCAUAAAGAAAAUAACAGUUCGUUAAAGUCUCCGCCGACGCGCGCCAUGCAGCCGACGUCGGUUUAUCUGAUCUUGUUGAUCGGAUUCUGCGUAUCGAACAUCAACUAUGGACAAAAUCUCGUGGAAGAAGAGUUCAUACCGUCCGUUACUGCAACAUGCAAAGCUGGGUACAUGACGAUUAAAGUCACCACCAAUCAGCCUUUUGUUGGAGCCGUGCACGCCAGAGACUAUCGUACAUCGCCUUGUCUGAGUUACGGUAACGGCACCAAACUCACAACACUCGGCAUCAACUUACUGGCCACCCAAGGAUCGACCGAAUAUUGCGGCAUUUUCAUCAACAACAAAACUGAAGAAAGAUCAGUACCCAUUGCUAUAAGAAUACACAGGACUUUAGAACUUGCAGACGAUAAGUAUUACGUCAUCACGUGUGGUAAAGCAGGAUUUAAAAAUUCCAAAAACGAAACGUCAUUGGUAUCGUUAAAAUUCCUCGAGAACGGCAAAAGAAUUCAGGAAGUCGUCUAUAGCCAUUCGUACACGCUAAGGGCUGAAAUAUCGAGACACGAUGGUGCCUAUGGAAUACGCGUUAAGAAUUGUUUUGCUUUCAAUAAGAAGAACAACAGCGUCAACCUUAUCAACGAACUUGGUUGUCCCGUCAACUCGAAAGUCAUCACGGCGUUCAAGUACGACACGAAGUCCGGGUACGCGGACGCUGUACUCUCGUCCAUGUUCCGGUUCGCGGACAGCCCAGAGCUGUACUUCCAGUGCGACAUCGAGGUAUGCCGAGGCGCGUGCCCAGAACCCAAUUGCGAUGACGGUGGUGUGUCCACGCUGCAACAGACGCAGCAAAUAGCCAGGGACGCAUUCGCGGUCGACUCCCAGACGGACAACGGCACGCUAACGGCUAGCACCACAGUUUUCGUGCUUGAACCCGGCGAGACGGCUCGCAGUCUAACGCUGUGUGAUGAACAGGCCGACGGCAUACGGCCCCCGUGGCUGCUCUACUUGUGCAUAGCGUUCGGGCUCAUGUUCCUCAUCAUGCUCGUCAUCAACGUGUUCCUGUGCUCGGCGAUGACGUGCUCGUGCGCGCGCACCGACAUCAUCGAGAAGGAGCCGAGCAUCAUCGAGGACUACGACCCAUACCGCAGCUGGCACGGUUCUCAGUACGGAUCCCGGUAUUCAUUGAAUGGCAAGCCGGGAUACGUGUCGGGUGGUUCUACAAUGAAUUCCACUCGUUCUAUGUCGACCAACAGCGACCAUUAUGCGAUAGUACAUUCCCGACCCGGUAGCCGAUACUCAGGCACAGCCAAACAUCAGCCGCAUAUGAGAGGACCCCCGUCUAAUAUGGGAUCGCAUUAUUCUGGAAAGUUGUAAAUGUAUAUAAUGUAUUAAUAAGUACUAUUAAUUAGUUAAAUCGUCAUUUAUUUUAUAUAAGUAAAUUAAA